AUGGUCCCUCUGCGCAGAGCCUCCCAGCGCGGGCGCCGCAGCCUUGAACACCACCGUGAUCCCUUUGAGUGGCAGGAGGCGCGUGACAAGCCCAUCAUGACCGCGACCUUCCCCAUCCACCCUCUGCCGUCGAUGCAGGCCGCCUUCGAGGAGUCGAUGCUCGACGCAACGGGCGAGACUGGCUUCGUGCCCUUCAAGACUCCCGGCAGGGGCGUCAAGACUCGCCAGCAAUUGCUGUGCAGAGAGGCUGAUGCCGAGGAGCUCUCCUACAACUACACAUACAGCUGCCAUUGGCGUCACCACCCCAAGGGCAGAUUCCACCCCUUGCUGAAGACAAUCACCCAGAUCGUCUUCGGCGUCCACCUGCUGCACCAACGCCUCGAGAAGUCGACCGCCGACGUCGCUGAUAUCCUCCUUAAACACGUCAACGAACUCGAUAGUUUCCUGCAGCGCGCGAAUGAAGAUGUGGAGCAGAGCUUAAAGGAUAUGCUCUUCCGACACAAAUGCUUGAGAGUGCCCAUGGAACAUGUCAACGAAUUCGACCGCCUUCUCGACGACCGCGCAUACCGCUCCUCGCUGCUGGAUGGAAAUAUCACCAUUGAACGAACCACCAAUCGCAUGUCGCAACUGCUCAACGACUACCUGAUCGACAUAAGCACCUACCGAGACGCAAAUCACGAACUCGAACUCUAUCUCCGCGACAUUGGCGAUGAAUGGGCAUAUCACAAUGAGGAUGUCGGGCGCAUAUACUCGGCCAUGUGCGGAAACACAGGUGGCUGGGCGCAAUUCUUACAGAGCUUGGUGACGAAAGCAGAAAGGCUUGGUACGGUGCUUGUGCAAGUCAGCAGUUAUUGCAAUGAAAUCGAGAAGCGCUGCGGUGCCGCCAGCCGGCGAAGCUUGCCUGAGUACCACCACGAAGCCUGGCACAUUGAAGACCAACGUAAGGCUGCCGCACAACCCCAGACAGAUCCGAGUCGUAUCAGCCACAAGCACGGUCAUCGGCGAAUGUCCAAUAAAGAAGGGGAUAGUCCGCCCAUGACAGCUCAGGACUCAGCUUACUCUUCAUUGUCAGGAGCUUCGAUCAUGUCGCCAGCUAGCACAGCACCACCUCGUUCAGCGUCAUCGAACGCUCAAUUUGGCCUAUUCCCGAGCAGUGCUCAGCAUACGCCCAAACAGUCGAUGUCUAGCCGGUUAGGUACUAUGACAUCAACAAGUUCCAACCUACGAUCUGUGAAGUCUGCCGGACCGCCAGAUCGGCCACCGACUUCUACCAGCACUUACUCAGAAACGACAAGUAAGAGGCUGCUCAAAAGGGGCAGUCUCCAGUCGCUCAGACGUUUCUUCACCAAGAAGAAGAACGACAUACAUACCAUUGCGGAGUGA
Molecule: messenger RNA, 1383 nt
Organism: Macroventuria anomochaeta
Lineage: Eukaryota; Fungi; Ascomycota; Dothideomycetes; Pleosporales; Didymellaceae
Exons: 2
Coding region: 1-1383 (460 amino acids)
Source: RefSeq, a predicted model, not a curated record